Acanthaster planci (crown-of-thorns starfish) is the source of this 5445-nucleotide messenger RNA. Its product is annotated as tubulin tyrosine ligase 3-like. Gene Ontology annotation, biological process: cilium assembly; protein polyglycylation; cilium movement. Gene Ontology annotation, cellular component: microtubule cytoskeleton; axoneme. Gene Ontology annotation, molecular function: metal ion binding; protein-glycine ligase activity, initiating; ATP binding. NCBI's taxonomy places the organism in Eukaryota, Metazoa, Echinodermata, Asteroidea, Valvatida, Acanthasteridae. The record is from RefSeq and is a predicted model, not a curated record.
AAUAGCGUGCGUCCAUGGAGAUAACAACAUGGGGAUUAGCUGCCAGUAAAAACACAAGCGUACGUGUAGAUCUGGGCAUCGCUCAUCAAAAUUUAACGAUGAUCAAACUCCAAUUAAACUAAAGUUAAGCGAGCAAGAUGUAAACCAUUAUUUAAGUAGCCAAUUUAAGUCUUUUUUUUCCAGUCAGGAAAAAAAAUACCCCGAGGGUGGCAGAGGAGGAUAUGCUGCAGGUGGAAUCUCCAGCGGGGAUCAGCCACAGUCUGGUGAAACUUGUUCCCAUGCCAGGUGAAAUCGACAACUUAAACCCUCCAUCUGCGACCGACACCACCGUCUCCACCACCACCACGGCACCGAAAGAUGAGGGUCACGACAUCAGCAACGGGGUGUCGUCCUCUGUUAACGACCUGGCGAUCCCCAACCACCGUUUCUCCAUCGAGUCGGACUUAACCUACGCACCGAAGCUGAACACCACCAGCCUCCGGUUGGCGCAGAGCAGGCAGUCCCGGUCUGGCCUGCUGCAGCGGGCCCGGGCCACACGCCUAGCCGCUGUCCAGCAACACUGCCAGGAUGAGUUCACCUUUAAGCCUCAGAUGAGCUCAGCGAGUCUCAAGAUUGCCGAGGCUUUAGGGACGACAUUCAUGAUUCGGCAGGAGCAGCACCUGGAGAAACAAAGAAAAAAGCUGGAGCAACGACACCAAAUACCCUACAAGGGGCGGUUAAGCCCAGUCUCCACCCUCAAGACCAAGAAGAGUACUGCUACACUGAAGGACAAGGAGAAUGCAGAAAGUUCCCAGACCGCUUGGGGCACCCCGACCUCCACCCCCAAUCUCAACGAGAACAGGCCGGCAGCGGACAUUGCCAACAGCAACAACCGGCUCGGGGUGGGCGGCUCCAUCUCCCUACACCUGACCACUCCCCUGAGCCCCGUGAGGGCCGGCCGGGGGCUCCCUCAGGCGUCAGUGCAACUGCAGAGGCUGCAAGAAGGACCGUACACCCAGAGUGGGGCCAACUUGGUGUUAAAGCGACAGAAGGCCCUACCAAAACCUAAAAGUUUCGGAAUGCACAAAAGGAGUGCAACGCAUCCGGUCGAUGGUGCCAGUAGCGAACCAUUAGAGUCGACGAGCCCCCAAGCCACCAAUCAUCAGAGAAGCAAGACGGUCACGUCCCCUGAGCCUGGCUCUUCCCCUCGCAAUAAAACAAAGAGCUUGGUCUCCAGGACGGUAGCGCAGAGUGGAGAGAGACUCAGGCUAGCCAAGCUGACUGCGGAACGGGCCAUGAAGUGGAAGAAGAUCUUCAUGAUCCAGGGCCCUUACCCCGUGGUGAGAGAGUGCCUGCGGUCUCGAGACUGGGUGGAGAAGCAGUACCGAGCCAUGCCCCCGCACAAAGUCAAGAGGAAGCAAGGCAGCGAUGACAAUGACACCGAUGACAGUGACAAUGACGAUGAUGACGAUGACAACAACGACACCCCAGACGCUGGUGCAACCCCAGACAGUGACGACGAGGACAGUCCACUUGGCGACUCAGAUGACAUCUAUGGCAUGAUGUCAAGAAUGGUCCGAAACAAUGAUCCUUUCUUCAUCUGGACGUGUCGGAGAGAUACUAUCAACUUCAGGUUCCUACGGAAAGAGACGAUAGUCAACCACUUUGCCAAAAACGGAGCAUUUACCACCAAGAGUGGUCUCUGCACACACCUGCGGAACCUGAAGUGGUACGAAGAUUUGGACGCAGACACCUUCUACCCUCGCAGCUACAAAAUCUGCAUAGAGGAGGAGAAGAAGACAUUUCUACACGACUACCGGCUGACAGCGGCCUGCAGCAUCCUGAAGUGGGUGGUGCAACGGCACAGCGGCGAGCUGGAUGUGCCCAUGGACGACAAUGAAGACAUUCCCGAUGAGGAGGCGGCCAAGUCGGACUUGGAGGACUCUUCCACCAACUCGCCCAGAUCCCAGUCCAAAGUGGGCAACAAGCCGGCGCAGAGCAAAGCCAAGAGGAAAACCAACCCCAUCCUGUCGGUCUCACUGAUACGGACCGCCUCGGACAUCGUGGAAAACUACCUAAGAGACGUGAAUCACGAAUUCCUGGACAGCGACGUUGACCUGAACGACGUCAUGACAGAUAAACAGUGGGACGACUUUAUACGACAAUAUUGCCAACUAAUUUUUGACGGAGGCUUGAUAGCCGAGUCCAGCAAUCACAGUGCAAUGUGCGAGAGUCUGCUCAACAGGGUACGAGCCGUCCUGCCCCAGCUGGACAUGGACGGACUGCGCAACAUCUGGAUCAUCAAGCCCGGGGCCAAGUCCAGGGGCAGAGGCAUAAUCUGCAUGAAUCGGCUGGAGGAGAUCCUCAAACUGGUGGGCAACCCAGCCAUCGUCAAGGAGGGCAAGUGGGUGGUGCAGAAGUACAUUGAGCGGCCGCUCCUGAUCUACAACACCAAGUUUGACAUCCGGCAGUGGUUCCUGGUGACCGACUGGAACCCGCUCACAAUUUGGUGGUACCAGAGCAGCUACCUCCGGUUCUGCACGCAGCCGUUCUCCCUAGACAACCUGGAGUCGGCCAUACACCUGUCCAACUUCUCGGUGCAGAAGAACUUUGAGAAUGCAGCGACACGCUCAGCCAUGCUGCCGGAUGAGAACAUGUGGACCAGCGAGGAGUUCCAGCAGUACCUGCGCGGCCGGGGCUGUGGCAAUGUCUGGCAGGACUGCAUCUACCCGGGCAUGAAGAGGGCCGUCAUCGCCGCGCUCCAGUGCACCCAGGAUGUGGUGGAGAUGCGCAAGAAUUCCUUCGAGCUGUACGGGGCCGACUUCAUGCUGACAGAGGACUUCCAGCCCUGGUUGCUGGAGAUCAAUUCCUCGCCGGCCAUGGGUGCCACCACCGAGAUCACGGAGCAGCUAUGCCAUGACGUGAUUGAGGACACCAUGAAGGUGGUGCUGGACCGACGGCAUGACAAGAACUGUGACACGGGCAGGUUUGAGCUGGCCUUCAGGCAGCCUCAAGUGACAGUUCCUCCAUACGUCGGUGCCCAGCUCAGCAUUGAGGGGACCAGCCUACGUAACCCGUCCCUCCGGAUACACAGGCAGCGAAGCCAGCCCAACAUCAUCAGCCCGCGCCAGCCGGAUGGCCCGGUGGUCCUGCGGAAGACCAAUGCCAGCGGCAAUCCCUCACAGACCAGCCCCCGCCGACCCAGCCAGCCGGGCAAAGCUGAAACCAGCCAAACGGAGCCGGAUGCCGAGGCUGACCCGGAGCUCCUCCGGGCCACCAACCUGGAGGAGAUGACCCGCAAGCUGGCAGCAUCGUCUGCGCUUACGCAAGCUAAAUCAUCACAUGAUGACAUUACGCAGCGAGAUAGCCAGCAUGACUCAAGUUCAGUCGGGAUUGUAGAUGGCGCCUGGGGUCGCUCCUGCUCGCGUUGCAACAGCGGCAUCCCUGGGGUCAAGUUGGAAGCUGACAAAACGGCUGCAGACUGUGCCUGCCGGCGGGACAGCGUGAAAACCCCUGUUGGUGAUGAUUGCAUCAGCCGGCCCAACUCCAGUCGCCAGUCACCGGUGGCGGGCGGCUGGUCGCCUGAGCUGAUUCCGCGCAGCGGAACCUUCGUCAGCAACAGGCAGGGCAACCUGGUGACGCUCAGCGGUCCAGACCCGAUCCAGGGCGUCCACAAAGUGGGCAGGGCAGCCUUUAUCGCCGGCAAGACCCGCCCCAAUGUUAACAGGCAGCGCAGGGAAACCAAGAUACAAAUACGUGGCGGAGAAGUCAGGGUGCCAUGCGGGACUUACCCAUUUUCAGUAUCCAAUGCUUACGCCAGGUAAAAAUGCCCUAUUCAAAAGCAUCAUCCGAAUGCAGAUAUCAAGGCUGAGGUGAAAAGGCUGAACGCGUAAUUUUGUUUGGAAAAUAUGUUUUUUAUUGCAUGAUGUGCAGAGUGAAAUUUAACCAAAUCUGUAGGAAAAAAAUUCUGCUGAAAAUCAUGGUCUGUGAAAAAUAACAUUAAUUACAAAACCUUCAGUCACAACACACAAUGGGAAAGUUACACCCCCAAAUGUUCAUAGCUGAAUUGUCAAGUGCAUGGAUCAUCGCUGCAGAGCUGUAUUAAGGGCAAAUGAUUAUGUACUUAAGCUUGUUAUUGUUCAUCAAGAGCAAAAUCAGCUGUAAACCAGCACACGGGCAGGAAACCCAUAUUUUUGCUGAGUUAAUGUCUUCAGUGCUUAGCAGAUUUUGUAGCCUUGCAGCGGUGUGAAGUGGGUCCCUUGCAUGUAACCGUGUAUUUCUCUAGCUAAUGUGUAUACAUACAUGCAGUUUUUUGGUUCAUUUUCAUAUAUGCACGGUGCCCAAAGCCUUUUUCCACCGUAGAAUGUUUUUGUCGGUCAUUUUUUAUAUUGAGUAUAAUUUAGUAUUUAAUCAAAUAACCAUUGUGAAUGACUAUCAGAAUUUAUACAUGUAAGUCUUUAAGUGCCAUUUCAUAGAUGUAAUUCUUUUGUACAUUUCAUUAUAGAGAUGUAUUUUUUUCAUGCUAACGUUCAGGUCCUUUCUAAAGUGCCUACAGAAAUGGUGAAAGAAGACCAGUUCUUAUUUUUGAUCGAAGGCAUUUGGACUGUGUUCAGUCUAUCCGUGAUUAGAUGCAUUCCUGCUUGACUGCAGUUAUUCUGAAAAAACCCACACAUUUCGAAUUGUUGUAUAAAAGAAGUACGCUGAAUUCAUAACAAGAAAAAAAGAGCAUUCAAACUGGUUUCCACCCAUUCUAUUUUUGCAUUUGUUACUCACCGUUGAAGAUCCCAUUUUUAAUUUCUUUUUGAGACUAGAAUGUCAAGUAGUCAAGGUUAUUCCGAGAGCAUUUGAAAUUAGAUUUGAGUUUGAAAAAGUCGCAGCCGAGUUUAAAUUGUACUAACCGGCCGAAACAUUAUUUCCUAUUGGUAAAAAAUGUUUACAAGCUGCUCAACAAACACAUUUGUAUGAUUUGUUUCUGCUUCAAAGUGCUGCCUGCCUACAGUAGCAUUUUGCUAGUAUUCUUGGCAUUUUUUUUCUAGCCGGAAUCUUUGUACUGCUUUUAAUUUGCUCAGGCUGCAGCACGAUACCUCUCUAGAAUAGCCGAAAGGGAUAUGUUAUCCGUAUGACGUGCCCUUUUCUGUUUAUUGGGUUUUCUUCACCAGAACUUUUCAGCUUGAAUACUUUGAUAGACGUUUCAGUUAUUCGCGAAGCUUUUUGCGUUUCCGUACUGUUUGAUCAUGCCUCAGUUGUUCACGCCACGGUGAUUUUGUGUUAUAAUCAAAAAUGAAAACUGUCAAAUUUAUCAAGGGUGUGCCCCCAAGAAAUUUCCUUAGAGUGACGAACUUUGGUCUGUAUUUAUAUAAUCUGUAUAAAGUCUUUAUGCUAAAAGCAAUAAUUUCAUCUUGAAGAUGUUUUUACUUUGUUUCAGUGUUAUAUGGGUAAUAAAUCAUGUUUCAUUGAAUACCGUUA